Molecule: messenger RNA, 8240 nt
Organism: Stegodyphus dumicola
Lineage: Eukaryota; Metazoa; Arthropoda; Arachnida; Araneae; Eresidae
Biological process (GO): alternative mRNA splicing, via spliceosome
Cellular component (GO): nucleus
Molecular function (GO): RNA binding
Source: RefSeq, a predicted model, not a curated record
AGCAAUAACGCGCUAUAAAUCUUGUCAUUGUACUCACGUUAAUCCUGGUAUUUGAAUUCGAACCAUUUUGCGGAUUUUGCAAAGCACUGACAUUCCACACACAUUUGAAUUUGGUUUCACUUCACUACUUCCUUAUUUCACUUCCAGAUUUGAUAUAACUUUCAUAAAUCAUGAAGAUUGAAACUGAAGAAAUUGAUGAAUCUGUAGUAACAUUAGAUACAUAUAAUUCUGACUUGAAUUUAGUAAUUGAUGCAUCAAAAUAUUCUGCUCAUCCUUUGACAAAUGAAGGUUUUGCUUUCAUGUGGGCUGGAGCCCGAGCUACUCAUGGAAGUUCAAAAGGGAAAUUUUGUUUUGAGAUGAAGGUUCUGCAACAUCUGGAUGUUUCACACUUACCAUCAGAUGAACCUAAUCCGCAUGUUGUAAGAAUUGGAUUUUCUGUUGAGAGUUCAACCCUGCAGUUAGGAGAAGAUCCACUAUCAUAUGGUUAUGGUGGCACAGGGAAAAUAUCAACUAACUGCCAAUUCAAGGAUUAUGGUUCACCAUUUAUGGCUGGUGAUUGUAUUUUGGCAGCAGUGAAUAUGGACUCUGACCCUAUCCAGAUAGGAUUUGCAAAGAAUGGAAAAUUUUUAGGCUGGGCUUACAAAGUCAAUAAAAGUGAGCUGCAAGGAAAGGCAUUGUUUCCACAUGUAUUGACAAAAAACUGUGAAUUUGAUGUAAAUUUUGGACAAAAGGAAGAGUUACUAACACUUUUAAAGGAUGUAGAAAGAGGUGAUGUCAUCGAGCCUUUAGCAAGUCUAUGGGCAUCUCCCAUCGUCCUCGUCAGAAAGGAAGACGGCUCAACAAGAUUUUCCGUUGACUAUUACCGGUUAAAUGAGGUUACGAAGAAAGACAGUUACCCUCGUCCUAGAAUUGCCGAAAUUCUAGACAUUCUUUCUGGAAGCAAGUGGUUCUCAACACGUGAUUUAAAAGAGUGGAAGUCACCCCCGGUGCUUCAACUUGCAGCUGCCAAAAGGAAGAUUGCCAUACAUAAUUGCCUUAUCCUUGCUACAGAUGUCAUUACAUCUAUGAUUAUGAUGUGUGGAUUGCCAGGUGCUGGAAAAUCUGUAUGGGCAGCAGAGUAUUCAGAGAAGAAGCAUCCUGAUAAGAAAUACAAUGUUUUAGGAACCAAUAACAUUAUAGACAAAAUGAAGGUCAUGGGGUUACCUAGAAAGAGGAAUUAUGCUGGAAGAUGGGAUGUAUUAAUUCAGAUGGCUACUAAAUGUCUAAAUAAAAUGUUUGAGAUUGGUUCAAAACUGAGAAGAAAUUACAUACUGGAUCAGACCAAUGUUUAUCCAACUGCUCAAAGAAGGAAGAUGAGGAAUUUUGAGGGUUUUAAACGUAUAGCUGUUGUUGUUGUCCCAACUGAAGAAGAAUACAAAAGGCGCUGUGAUAAGAGAGAUCGCGAAGAGGGCAAAGAAGUGCCUGACCAGGCUGUUUUGGAAAUGAAAGCAAAUUUUAAGUUGCCAGAGGUUUCUGAUAUUUUCGAUGAUGUUAUUUAUACUGAGCUGCCAAAAGAAGAAGCAGAAAAACUUGUUCAUGUGUAUAAUGAGGAGGGUAGAGCAGCAGUAGGACCACCAAGAAAACAACAAUUCAGACCAAACCAGGAGCCUUCAGGGUUUGGGAAUAAUAGAGGUUUUGACACUGGACGUGGAAAUUUUGUUUCUAAUCGCAACACAUCAAGUCCAGGCCGAGGUGGUGGCUAUCCUAACCGGGGUAAUUUUGAAAGUUCGAGAGGUGGUCAUGAUGGCGGACGAGGCAGUUUUGGAGGUCGUGGUGGCUAUGGCGGAAAUCGAGGAUAUGAUGGUGGCCGUGGUGGCUACAAUAGUGGUUCUGGAGGGUAUGACGGUGGGCGGGGUGGAUAUGAUGGCAGUCGUGGUGGGUAUGACGGUGGGCGGGGUGGAUAUGAUGGCAGUCGUGGUGGGUAUGAUGGUGGGAGAGGAGGUUAUGGUAGCAAUCGAGGAGGAUAUGAUGGUGGCCGUGGUGCAUUUGACACCAAUCGAGGUGGUUAUGAUGGUGGGAGAGGGGGAUUUGAUGCUAAUCGAGGAGGUUAUGAUGUUGGCCGGGGAGGAUUUGAUAGAAAAAGAGGUUUUGAUGAGGGUCCAGGGCGCUUUGAUAGGUUGCAGCCUGGUCAUGGAAAUGGAAAUCGCAGUUUUGGGGGAAAUUCUCCUGGAGGUUAUGGUGGAGGAAGUCAAAGUCAUUAUGGGGGUGGUUAUGGUGCUUCAAGUAAUUACAGUGAAAGCUCUACUGGCUUUGGUAAUGGUUCGAAUACUUAUAGUUCUCGGGGAGCACCUAGAGGGAGAGGGGAAUUCAGACCCAUGCGGGGAGCUGCAGCUCAGAGUAAUUAUGGUGGUAGAGAUUUUAAUUAUGGUAAUGAUAGUUCAUCUGGGCAGUUUUCUGAAAGUAGCUUUAACAAAGAACCUGCCCUGGGUGCAUAUGAUAAAGGAGGUUCACCUGGUACCCGAGGCCAGCGGGGUUUUCGAGGAGCUCCUUCACGUGGUGGCAGUGUUGGUGCUAGAGGAAAUACUGCUAGCUCUAGAGGCUAUGCCAGUGGAGGUAACAUAUCAUCACGUGGAGGUUAUGGUGGUGAUUAUGGAAGAGAACCACCCAGUGCAUAUGGUAGUGGGUAUGGUAGUUAUGGAGAUUACAAUGAAAAACCCCAACCUGGCCCUGGCUUUAGAGGUGGCAGUGAAAGUUUUCCUCGAAGAGAUGCAGGUUCAUAUGGGUCUACACCUCAAGCUGGUUUUAAGAAAGAGCCAGGUCAAGGAGUUGAAAGCGGUGGUUUUGAUGGUUCCAGUAGAAAUGUGCGUGGUACUACGCGACCAAGUGGAAGGACAGGUACAAGAUGGUCUGCAGAAACUCCACAAACUUACCCUCAAAGAACACCUGCUGUCUCUCAAGAUUCGAGCCCUUAUUCUGGUUUUGGAGCUGCAGUCAAAUCUGAACCAGUAGGUGGUCCUGCUGCAAAUACACGCUAUGAUCAAUUCUCCGGGCAAGGAUCUAAUUAUGGAAACUUCGGCCAAGGCACUCCAUCUAAUCAAAGUUUUCAAGGAACACAAUCUUACGGCUAUCAACCAACAGGUGGUGCUGGGUCACAGCAGUGGGGUGGAGCCCAGGCAGGUUCUGCAGGAAAUCCAGUUGGACAACCACCAGCUGCUGAACAACCACAGUGGUCUCAAUUUUAUCAGCAACAACCGUCACAACCUAAUCAGUACUUUAGUCAAUAUUAUGGACAGCAGACUGCAACAACUACACCACCAUAUGGAUCUGUGUAUGGUGCAAAAUGAAAAAGCCUUCUGUUGGGUGUACAGAUAAUUUCACUUUUUUCUUUUAUCACAUUGUACAUUAAACUAGAAUAAAAGCAUCAUAACAAGGGGGAAUUACAACUUACUUGCAAAGUGUUUUUCAUCUCAUUUUCUGAUUGUCAUGAACAUUUUGGAAUUCUCUUAUCUCAAAAUUUUUGAGAAACAUCAGUAAAUUCAUUGUUCUCAAUAAUAGUUUAAUUGAAAAUGAGCACCAUUGUCUUAAGCAAUUUCAUUGAAAGAUCAUUUUUAGGGUUAUAGAAGUACAUGUAGAUAAUUUUUUUAUAAAUAUUGAAAAAAAAAUGUGGUUUGAUAAUUGACACGCAACUUCCUUUAGUUUUAUUGUCAUACUUAGAUCAGCUGUCAUACAUUUUGUAAACAUUUGAAAAGUCUUGUCUUUUUCUGAACUGUAUUUUGUAAAACAGUGUUCAUUCCAGCCAUUCCUUUUUCUAAAAUAAUUUGGGCGGCAUUUAUUUUUUGCAAAUUUCAGAAACUUGGUAAAUAUAAAUAGAAUUGACACGACAUAAUUUUGCACAAUUCCUUAUAAUUAACUGUCAAAUUACUUAUAGUAUUCUUUAAUUAGGUUGCUAAUGUUGAAUCUGUAAAAGUAGUUAUGUUGAUUUCUAGUAUUCUAUACCUAGAACAUCAUGUUUUAUUUACCACUUGAGAAAAAUAUAGUUUGCUUCUUUUUUAGACUUUAUGUUGAAAAUAGAUUGUGGAUAUAGAGCUGAGAACAUCUGUCUGCAUAUGCUAGCAGAAGCAUUAUUCAUCAAGCCAUUAAAUUUUCAUUUUACAUCAACCAUUUUAUGGUCCUGUACAUAUGUCAAAUUUAAAAGGGGUUAGUCAUUACUUAAUUCAAAGCUUACAGUUUUUUGAAUAAUUAUGUAUCAGAACUUCAAAAUGCAGCAUGGAAUUUGGUGAGGUUUUUUUCCCCCCCACCACAUAUUCAGUAUUGUCAUUUAGGGGUUCUCUGUUCUGUAUUAAUAGAGAAAAAUUUACCAUAUAUUAUUGUUCUACUUGGCAAGGGUGAUUUGUUUCAGCUCAAAUUACAGGCACAUAUAAAGUGUAAUGGCACUGUGUUUCUAUUGACAUCGGUAAAUUUAAAUAACUUAUUAUUAAAUAAGUACAUAAAAUGCAUUCAAUAAUACGUAUUUUCUAUUCAAUCUUUACCUUUUUAAAAAAAAUUAAAUUGGAUAAUUUAUUUGUGGUAAAAUAACGUCUCCUUUUCAUUUUGCACUAUAUACAUACAUACACAUUAAAUGAAUUCAAUUUUUUUUUUUUUUUUUUUUUUUUUUUUGUAUUUGCAGGAAAUUUUUAUUUCUGUUAUGUAAAUUAUGGAAUAACUUCUUGAUCAUAAUUCAGAAAAAUAUUACAGAAAAUUAACCAUUGAUACUGAAAUUAAUCUCGAAGCACUUUUAUUGAACUAUAUCCGCAAGACAUUUGCUUUUCAACUUAAAAGCAACAAAUAUGACCGAAUUUGAAAAUCUUCACUGUUACAUGUUUGAGUUUCAUUUGCCUGUUGUCUUCAAAGUUUUAAAGGAGUGUUUUACUGAGAUAAAUUGUAUCCUUGUGUAAAUAUGAUGGUUAAGUCAGAAUUUUAGUUGUUGAGACUCGUACAUGCUUUGUUUAUCAGUUCUUUGUGUAUCUGAAGAUUAAAUACAAUCUAAAUCAAUGUUUGAUCAAAAUCUGCAGAUGGCUAUAAUUCAACCAAAGAUUUAAAACAUUGAGAAAAAGCAAAGUACAGAAAUGUUUUGUCAAUAAGGAAAUGUAUGACUAGAAUUAACAGAAAUGCUUAAAUCAUUAUUGUAAAAUUCACUAGUGGAGUGUAUAUAGGUUUUUACAUACAUAGUAAUAAAGAACAGAUGUUCUUUUAGUGGUUAAUAAAUUUUGUUUCUCUUUGAAACUAAAUUUACUUCUUGAUUUAGUUUUACUCGUGUUUUUUCUGCUUAUAAAUCGAACUGUGUAAUCAUUUUAAUAAUUUUACUGGAUAUUCUGCAUCUUGAUUUACUGGUUAGAUGUCACCAGAAGAAAGAAAAUAGUUAGUGAAUUAAUUAUAAAGGAAGUUAGAUUUUUUUUUAAAUUUUCCUGCAUUAUGAGUGUUAUAUAUCUAUAUAUAUUAAACUUGUAUAUGUUACAAGUAAUUUUUUGCUCUUAUAAAGCAAUAAAUUCGAUCUGUAGGUUUUGGUUUGCAUUACAAAUUUUAUUUUGCAUCUUUUGUGACCGAUUUAUUUACAUUUUAUUCCUCUCAUAGUGCAAGAGUAUAUGUGGUGCAGUCAGAAAGAUUCAGUCAUUUGUCAUUGAUUGUAUUAUAUUUUGCAAUUAAAAGCUAAUUUUUAAAUUAUUAAAAUUUUGUUUUGACAUACAAGCAAACUAAAUUUUAUUGAUUUCAUGUGUUUUGAGGUAAGGGAGUUUUCAAUUUCCUUGCUUCAUUGUUUAUUAUCUAACAGUGCUCAAGGGAAAAACGUAAAUGAUAAGCAGUACAGUGAAAAUCAUGGUUCACGUUCAUUUCUGAAAAUAGAUGGUGAGUCAAAACACUUUUCCCCAAAGUACUUAAUAAAGUAUUUUGUAUGUGCAAAAUGUUAAUUUUUGAAAUGAAAAUUCUGUUCCAUAAAAGUAUUAAGCUGCUGCCAUUUUUGUCUCCCCUCAAACCUUUUUGGGGGGUGGUAUUUUUCAUUUUUCUUUAAACUCCGCUUGCCUCUACUUGAGAAUUGCUGAGCCUUUGUCUAAAAAAAUUGUCCGUUGUGAUUUUUUAUGUCUAUAUUUUAAAAUAUUUCUAGAUCAAGACAUGGCAUUUUCAUUGCUAAUAUUUAUGUGUGACGUACUACUGUUUUAUCGGGGUGAUAAUGUUCAGCAAAGUUUGCCAAGUUUCGUGGAUCAACUGAUUAUUUGAAAAUUUUUUCAACUACAUUAAUCAUGUUUUGGAGUAUCAUUUGUUGCAGGCUGUCUUGUUUGUAUCUUAAGAUAUCAUCAUCCAAGAAAUUUUUCAUCUUGAAAUAUUUUUGAGUCCAAGAUUCCACUGUACUUAUCUUGUGCGUCAAGAGAAUCAUUUAAACUUGGGUUCUUUUAUUUAGUUUGUUUUAUGUUAUAUGUCUUACUUUACAUUAUGUUAUAAAAGUAGCUAAUUCUUAUUCACCCAUUUUUUAAGUUUUUCAAACAAGCAAAAUGUGAAAUUAAUUGUGGAUUAAAAAGGGAAAAAAUGUUUGUGAAUUAAAAAGUUAAAAAAAAAAAUUGUGUGCUCUUGUCAAAGAAAAAAAGUAUUAAAAUUUUUCUCCAAUGUAUUGUUUAUAAAUAGAAAGACACUUUUCUUAAUAAGUAUAAAAAGCUUUGAAAUAAUUUACUGGCUGCUAAUUAUACUGAAAAUCGGAAUAAAUAGACGUACUUAUUAAAGUGAACUUAAGUACAUGUUUUAUUAUUUUAUUGCCAGUUUCUUUUCCUCUUUCGUUGUUCUUAAAUUCAAUGAAGUGUAAAAGUAUUAUUUAUUAUGAUGAAUAUAAAUUUAAAAUAGGGAAUAAUGGAAAUAUUAGUUUCAUUCAAGUUUAUAUAAAUUGGUAAUGCAUGUCGCUGUCAUUUACGUCAAUUCUUAUGUUUAAUUCUGUAUUCAACUAUUGUUAUAUAAUUUCACUUUAGUAAAAGAAAAAAUUAUAAAGACUGCAUACAUUUAAAUAGACAAAAGAAAACUGUAAAGUUUGGCUUAAACGAGAAUUGAUAGAGACCAAAUACAGUUUUUAUUCAACAGAUAUUGCAUAUUAAACAGUUGUGCGGAUUUUCAUGUACUGGAAUGUCUCUGAUCAUUUCAUAAUAUUUGGUUGAGUAAUUUAUUAUAUUGGAAACCUGAAAUGUAUUGAUUUUUGUUUUGAAUCUUCAAAUCUUGUGUAACGGUGUAACCAUUUGUAGCAUAAAGAGUUGCCAAAAUGAAACAGAAUUUUAUUGAUUUCUGUUAGUAACUUACUUGGAGCCUGUAACAGUUUAUUGCUUAGAUUACACACAGGAUGUAGAGACUAAUGCAUAGGUGUCAUUUUCUUUGAUGAUACCCCUAAGUUAAAACAAGUAGCUUUGGAACACCAUUCAUAUAGAAAGUAUAUAUUAUAUAUAUAUAUUAUAUAUAAUAGAUAUAUAAUUUCUUCUACGACAUUAAAUAUCAGCUCCAUUUGCAAAAAGAGUGUUUGGUUACAUUACCAUAUCUAUUUGCUUCUCUUCCACUGAGUAUUUUUCAAUGAUAUUAGGUUAUUUUUUUAUAUGUGGUGGUGUCUAAUAGCAUGAGCGCAAAAAAAGUCUACUAUAAUUUGGGCAACUCUUAUGCAGUUAAAACUGUUUUAAUUGUGUUAAAUAGAGCUUUAGUGUGCUCUUUUUCAUAUUAAUACCUGCGCAACGAUUAUUGCAUUAAAUGCAUUUAUAUAUAUUUAUGAUGUUUUGGAUACUUUAUUAAUUUUUCCAGACUUGUAUGAUAAGACAGAAACUUUUGCCUCUUUUGGUUGUAAUUUUUUAAAUGAAUAUGAGUGAAAGGUCUAAUUUAACUGUUUUAUGAGAAUGUAAAUGAUGAGUAUUGACUUUAAAUUUUUGGCCAUGUUUGAAUUUUUUUAUAGUAAGUGUUUUCUGUAAAGUAAUAAGUAUUGACAGUCCUAUUGUAAUUUUAGUUGUUGUGAAAUGUAUAUUUGACACUGGAGAUUUAUCAUGAUGAGAAUAUAGUCUCUAAUGUUUUUUAAGUAAUUUGACAUUUAUAUUUAGUUUUGUAGAUCACUGCAUUUGCAGUUAAAUGUUUUCUGACUUCUUUGAAUAAAAUUAUUUGUGUCUAUGACAUUUAUUUUUGUGUCAUGUCAUAUUGACCUCUUUGAAAUAUUACUGGGAAAAAGUAUUUUUGUGUCUCUGACAAUAGAAUGUGAAAUAAAAUUUUGUGUUCAAACA